GGACACAUUUGACCUCCUCCACUGCUCCAUGUUUAAGUCUUUUACCACAACUUCAAGACACAGCAACAAUCCCACAAAAUUCCAUGUUACCCGAACCUUCACCACAACCUCUCCUCAAUGUAGUACCUCAAACCACCACAAGAAAUUUUGAAAAUGAUCUUCCCAAAAUUGUUGAUAGCAUUGACACAUCGAAAAAUCCAUUAUCACAUGAGACACACAUACCAGAAACCUUAGAAAUACCAUAA
This is a messenger RNA of Ilex paraguariensis (yerba mate), 245 nucleotides long. The record is from the annotation of a GenBank genome assembly. Lineage: Eukaryota; Viridiplantae; Streptophyta; Magnoliopsida; Aquifoliales; Aquifoliaceae.